Paramecium sonneborni is the source of this 1115-nucleotide messenger RNA. Lineage: Eukaryota; Ciliophora; Oligohymenophorea; Peniculida; Parameciidae. The record is from the annotation of a GenBank genome assembly.
AUGCCAGAGCCUUUUUAGCUAACCAAAAAGGAUAAAUGUAAAAUUAUCAAUGUUGAUUUUUAUGAAAUGUAAAAACUAGUUAAAAUCAAGAUAGUUAUCUUGCUAUGAUUGAUUCAUCCAAUAAAUUGUAUGUUUUUGCAUUAAAUACUUUGCUUCCAAUUUAUUACAUCGAAUUGCCUAUUUAAGUAGUUAACAUCACCUUUGGGAGAAAAUCAGAGGAAAUAGCUGUUUUUUCUGAAAAAGAGAUAUUGAUCUAUACAUUAAAAGAUGAUAUAAUAUUUUAGAAGAAAAUGGAAAUAAAUAAUUUAAUAAAAUUUGAUUUCAUGGAAAAAGAUUAUUUGAUUCUUACUCAAACUCAUAUUUAAAACUCAAUUAUGUCUGUUGAUACUAUAGAUCCAAUUACAUUUGAAAAAGUUCAUUAUUAAAAAAAUAACAAUUUAUUGAUUCUUUUUUAAGAUUCUAUUUAGUUAUUUCAAAAUUUAAGUUCAUAAAUCAGCUAUUAAUAGAAAUUUAAUAUGAAAUCAAAAUUAAGGUAUGACAAUUAACAGUAAUUAAUUUGUGUUUUUGAGACUAAUUAAUUAAGUAUUUUCUUUAUUUUUCAUGAUUAAAUUAAACACAGACACACUUUGCCUUUAAAUAUUGAAAAAAUUUAAGAUGGUUGCUUUUUUUCGCUUCCAUUUUAUAAAUAACCUGGAUUUUAUGGAGAUCAGAUUUUUAUUUAUAGUAUAAUUUAAUUGAUAAUUUUAAGUGGCUAUGACAAGAGGUAAACUAGGCAGUUAAUUUCAAUUUGUAGAUUAAGAUGGAGAUAGAUAAUGUAUAGGAAAUACAUUUUAAGAAAAAAAAUGUAAAACUAUUAUUCCAAUUUCAAAAUGGGGAAAUAAUUUAUUAGUUUUAUUUGAAUAAGGUUGCUUAAACAGAAUUAAAUUAUAUAAAUUUCCACAAUUUGAAAAAUUGGAUUUUAAAUUUUAAUAUUACCCAAAAAAUGAAACAUAUAGUGAAUAAGAGGAUGAAUUUGAUAAAAAAAUCAAAUAGUCUGCUAUCGAAUUAAAAUAAGAACAAUUUUCAUAAAGAAUUCUUGAUCCAUAUUAUUCUUAUUGUAAUGAACUUGCAUGAGG